Messenger RNA from Python bivittatus (Burmese python), 1237 nucleotides. The record is from RefSeq and is a predicted model, not a curated record. NCBI's taxonomy places the organism in Eukaryota, Metazoa, Chordata, Lepidosauria, Squamata, Pythonidae.
AUGCAUCUUGCAAUACUGUUACUUCUCCUGUUGGAAGCAGUUAAUGCUCAGUUUCCCCGACAAUGUGCUACAGUGGAUGUGCUGAUCCAAGGCGAAUGUUGCCCAGACCUGUCUCCUGUGUUGGUUCCUGGUUCAGAUCGCUGUGGAUCAUCUUCUGGAAGAGGGCAGUGUGUACAAGUGAUAGCAGAUUCUCGACCCCACGGACCUCAAUAUAUGCAUGAUGGUCGAGAUGACCGUGAGCAGUGGCCUCUCCGUUUCUUCAAUCGAACUUGUCAGUGCAACAACAAAUAUUAUGGAUAUAACUGUGGUUCAUGUCGACCUGGCUGGACCGGCCCCACCUGUGAUCAGCAGAUUAAAAUAGUUAGAAGAAAUCUUCUGGAUCUUAGUAGUGAAGAAAGGAGUCGGUUUCUAAGAGUCUUACAGCAAGCCAAAACUACAAUGCACCCUGACUUUAUGAUUGCAACCAGGAGACGUGAAGAGAUUAUGGGCCCUGAUGGCAAUACUCCACAAUUUGAAAAUGUGUCCAUUUAUAACUACUUUGUGUGGUCUCAUUAUUACUCUGUCAGAAAGACUUAUCUUGGACCUGGACAGCAGAGCUUUGAUGGAAUAGAUUUCUCCCAUGAAGGACCAGCAUUUCUCACCUGGCACAGAUAUCACCUACUACAGCUGGAGAGAGAUAUUCAGGAUAUGCUACAGGAUCCUUUUUUUGCCCUUCCUUAUUGGAACUUUGCAACAGGUAGAAACACCUGUGACAUCUGCACAGAUGAUCUCAUGGGAUCCAGAAGCAACUUUGAUGGCACUCUUAUCAGCCCCAACUCAAUCUUCUCUCAGUGGCGCAUCUUGUGCGAAGCUAUUGAAGACUACGAUGCAUUGGGAACCAUUUGCAACAGCACAGAAGGUGGUCCAAUUAGACGCAAUCCAGCUGGAAACGUAGCCCGUCCAAUGAUGCAGCGCCUUCCUGAGCCUCAGGAUGUUGCUCUUUGCUUAGCAGUUGGAUUAUUUGAUACGCCUCCGUUCUACUCCAAUUCAGCAGACAGUUUCCGUAACACAGUAGAAGGCUACAGCAAUCCUUCAGGAAAGUAUGAUCCAGCAGUGCGAAGUCUUCACAAUCUGGCUCAUCUCUUUUUGAAUGGCACUGGAGGGCAAACUCAUUUAUCCCCAAAUGAUCCCAUUUUUGUCCUCCUCCACACGUUUACAGAUGCUGUUUUUGAUGAAUGGCUGAGAAGGCAUAACCCCG